Archocentrus centrarchus (flier cichlid) is the source of this 2076-nucleotide messenger RNA. Its product is annotated as midnolin-A-like. The record is from RefSeq and is a predicted model, not a curated record. Gene Ontology annotation, molecular function: protein binding. The transcript is spliced from 7 exons. Gene Ontology annotation, cellular component: nucleus. Bases 176 to 1600 code for a protein of 474 amino acids. NCBI's taxonomy places the organism in Eukaryota, Metazoa, Chordata, Actinopteri, Cichliformes, Cichlidae.
GAGCUGCGCCUAUCACAGAGAGAAAGAGGAACUGGUGUACAGUCUGCGGCUUGUCGUAGUUUCAGAGAUGCUUCACAUCGAGAAGCAGUGAAGACUUGAGCGGAGGUACGGCAACGUCUCGGUUCACAUGAUCCCAGCGACCAGAGCCUGAUUUUUAAUCAGCCGGUGUUUCUGAAUGGAGCAGCAGCCCCCGCGGGGUCUCUGUAGCGUCGCCUCUUCCCAGUAUGCAAGCGGCGGGGCUGGGGUCUCCACCGGUCAGCCCUCCAUGCGCGUGUGCAUUACCUCCACAACCGGCAGCCCGGUGGAGCUGACCGUCCCCCGAGGAGAGACCGCGGAGGCCCUGAAGACACGCAUCUCCCAGAAACUCAGACUUCACACAGACAGGAUCGUACUCCUGCAUAAAGACAGGCACCUGACUGCAGGGACGCUCUUGGACCAGGGUGUAACAGAUGGCAGCAAAUUGACCCUGGUCCCGGUCAUUGAAGCUGGUUUAUUGUGCUCGUCGGGCAGGGCUGAGAGGACUGUGGUGGAUGUGUUGGAAAGUUUAUCAGAAGUCCAGAUCAGUGACUUCCUGUCUGGGCACUCACCUCUGACCAUUAACCUUGGAAUUGGUGCCCAUGUGAUGUGUGUGGAGCUCCAGCUGUCAGCACAGGAUGUGAAGGAGCUGCAGCAGGAUUCAAAGGCUCAGCUCAGCGGCGAACAUCAAACUGGCAUGCAGACGGCCAGCAGUAUGAACCAUCCUCACUCUGCCUCAGCGCAGACCUCCACCACAAAACCCACUACCUCACCCUCUUCACAGACCUCAUCUGUAGCUCCGGACUCUGUUCACUCUUUAUCCUCAAAUCAGUUUAGCACUCAGGGACCUUCACUGAACUCUGCAGCAAACCCUUUGGACUCAUCCAGUAGCAUCCCUGCCAUGAACUGUCAUAAUCCCGCUUCUCUUCUUAAUUCCCACUCUGAGCACAUGUCUCCCAAUGCCCCUACAUCUCCAUCUGUGCGCUAUGGUUCUCCACAUCCCGGCUGUCCUCUUCAAGCAACUGCACCAGUCUGUUCAGCUGGUCCUAUCAGCUCCAGCCCUGCACCCCUGAGCCCCACAGCUGCCCCAACCUUCACAGAGAGUAUUGUGAAUCCUUCAUCCGCUGCAGAGCUUUCAAAGCCUCCAGGAGCUGUCAUAGAAAGUUUUGUGAGACACUCACCUGGCAUCUUCUCUGGGACUUUCUCAGGGACCCUGGCCCCUUGCAGUCAGAGCGGUUUCAGUCAUCCUCGACGUGGCGUCGCCAUUAUUCUCCAGAUCCUCAAUGACCUCCUCAGAGCAGCCUACCACCACCAGGGGGCUCCAAGCUCCCUCCAUCCACACCGCUGUCCUACUCCACACCCUGCAGAGGAGCCAGUGAUGCAGAGGACAGAGCACCUCUGCAUACCUCCAGCUGAUGAGAGUCCCGUGACGCACUCGUCCACAGAGGAAAAUCAAACAUUGCACUGUAAGCUGGAACACCUCCAGGUUUUGAUGCAUGAAAGACGUCUACGCAGGAGGGCUCGCAAGACCUCGCACCUCUCUCAAGGCUCUCAUCCAUACCAGAAUCGUCACCAUCAUCCCUGAUCUCUGAAUGUAAAAGAUCCACUCACUAGAACAGACACCAGAGCCGACCUUUGACCUUGACAUACAGGACUACAAAAAGGAGAGCCUUUGUUAGUAUUUUUCUACAAUCUGAAGCUAGAUGUCAGAAACACCCAAAGGGGUCUGAUUGCUGUGGCUUUCUGUGUGUGACGUGUAGUCUGAGUCUGUCCCUCAGUGACGACGGCACUCGCUGUCACAGUAUGUAGCACAUCUCACGAAAGGCUCUGAUAUAUCUGUAUAUUUUCGUGUUGCUGUUUUCGUUCUCUGCGUUCCUCUAUGUAUUCUGAUGCCUUAAUUGUACAUGUUUUGAAUGUGAAACUGUGUUUUGUUCCAUGCAAAUAAUGAUUCUUGAAAAUAUCUCCUUUAUAAAGUAUUCAAAUUUUAAACACAAGGAAGCAAAAAAAAAAAAAAAUGCAAAGAAUAAAGGGAAAAAAAAUCCAAAAUUUGACAGUUUUUGU